Messenger RNA from Dreissena polymorpha, 6173 nucleotides. RefSeq names its product mitochondrial dicarboxylate carrier-like. Gene Ontology annotation, biological process: succinate transmembrane transport; malate transmembrane transport; thiosulfate transport. The transcript is spliced from 8 exons. Gene Ontology annotation, molecular function: thiosulfate transmembrane transporter activity; sulfate transmembrane transporter activity; oxaloacetate transmembrane transporter activity. The record is from RefSeq and is a predicted model, not a curated record. The coding region runs from base 274 to 1155 and encodes 293 amino acids. Lineage: Eukaryota; Metazoa; Mollusca; Bivalvia; Myida; Dreissenidae.
AAAAAUACAUUCAUGACUUGUACUGUAAAGUAAAAUAAAAGUGCAAACAAGCCGCAAACGACUGUGUUGAAAUGUCUUAAUUUCCGUUACCAAACAUUGUCAUAAUUGUGGCUCUAGCACCCAGCAGACGAAUUGUUAUGCCUGCAGCCGGGCACAAGACUAAUCGACCUUCACAUUGUUCAAUGACCCUGUGUUUACAGCAUUAGUGCCGACCUUAUUCACGUCUUCAAUGCUUGAUCACGUCUUCUAAGUCAGUUAGCCUCUUUAGAAAUAAUGACAGCAACAGUGGACAAGACCAAACGAAUUGAAAGAUGGUAUUUUGGUGGCGUUGCCAGCGCUAUGGCAGCCUGUUGCACCCAUCCGCUGGAUCUCCUCAAGGUGCACAUACAAACACAGCAAGGGAAGUUGAGCCUAUUUUCAAUGGCUAAAAAAUUGUUCAAAACUGAUGGUGUUCUAGGGUUCUACAAUGGCUUAUCAGCCUCGGUCAUGAGACAGUUGACCUAUUCAAUGACGCGGUUUGCAGUAUAUGAUUUUGGUCGUAAGUCACUGACACGAGAUAGAAGAGCAAUGCCAUUCUAUGAGAAAGUUGGCCUAGCUGGUUUGGCUGGGGCCAUGGGAGGAUUUGUGGGAACACCUGCUGAUAUGAUCAAUGUCAGAAUGCAAAAUGAUGUGAAGUUACCCCCAGAACAGAGAAGAGCAUACAAACAUGCCAUAGACGGGCUUGUUCGAGUAAUCAGAGAAGAAGGACCUCUAAAACUCUUCAACGGAGCUACUAUGGCUACCACCCGAGCAGUGUGUGUCACUGUGGGGCAGCUCGCGUGCUAUGAUCAGAUUAAAGGAAUGCUGCUUGGCACUCCACUGUUUAAGAAAGACAAUGAGAUGUUACAUUUUGCAUCAAGUUUUACUGCAGGAGGUAUUGCUACACUUUUAACAAUGCCCCUUGAUGUGAUGAAGACGAGAAUGAUGAAUGCCCCUCCUGGUACAUAUUCGAGUAUCUUUGCCUGUUUCAAAGAUAUUGCUGUCAAUGGGCCUCAAGGCUUCUUCAAGGGCUUCAUGCCAGCGUUUGUACGACUGGGGCCUCAUACAGUGCUAACAUUCAUGUUCCUAGAACAGAUCAGGAUGAACUUUGGAGACGACCCCCCACAGAAACACUAGUGUCAUUCUUUUAGUGACCAUUUUAGUAGUUUACAUGCACAAACUUUUUGUAUUGGUACAUGUACAUAGGUUGUAUCAUCAGAAUGAUUGAUAGGCACUGAUUGAGCGUGAAACUGCAGGGUUUACAUCAAAGUUAAAUACUGUGUUGGUGGUCCCAAGUGCUCGUAUGGUUAAUAUUUAGGGUUCCUUUCAGGGACAGGUUCCAAUCAUUUUACAACAAGCUCUACUUGCGUACAUGUCUUUCUUUGGGGACAAUUAAAAGAUGGAAUAAACAGAUUCAGAGCACAAAAAGGUGAUGUUUUGUGAAUAAUUCUCAUCAAUGCAAUAAUAAUUAUCGCAAGCAAUCAUUUUAAGUACAGCUGUCUGAAACAUGUUUCUCCAAUUUGACACAAGUUAGACAAAUAGUUGGUUUGUGACCCAUAAUUUAGUGGUAUUUGAUGCAGAAAGUUGCAUAUGGUUAUAUUAUAUUCCUACAGGUAUUUUGACAGAAAUGUUGGUGUAUAUUUGGUAUCAAAUACUGAGGACCAAAACAUAAAACCGUAGCUCAAAGUGUGAAUUCCAUUUCUGUAUUAACCGCUUGGAAAAAUGUAGGUAUGAAUACCAUCAUUAAUGUACACAACAUAAUGAUAUCCUCAUGGCAUAAAUCAUGUGUUGGAUUCAGGACUGGUUCUGAUGUUUUUCAUGAUAAAAAAGAAUAUAAUAAAUAUUUUAUGUUCGAGUUAUUCCAAUGGUUUGUAUUGCACUUGUUUAUAGUGUGAAAUUGAAUUUCAUUUUCCCUGCGGGCUCUUGAAAUAUGUCACACAAUCAACUCGUGUGAUACAACCCUUUCAAACAAGACGGUCAUGUAAUAUUCCAUAUGUAUAUAAAAGAGAUACACGUGUUUUAUACUUGACCCUUGAUGUAUACCUGUAAAUGGUUGUUUUAAUCAAUUAAUUAAUUUGACGACAAUAGACAGUUUUAUAUGUAGAAGACUAUUAGUCAUUUCACCUGAAAAUAGAUUUUCAGUUUUUCUAGUCAUGUGACUCCCAUUAUAGCGAUAGCACAAAUCAGUUGUUUUACUUGCACAUUUAAAUACCAGUAUCCUGUGUCAAACGUUGAGGAUUGAUUAAUUUCUUGAAAUCUAAGGUUAGAUUUGCCUUCAUGUAGUUGUUUAAAUCUUACAUCACUCAAUGUAUUAAAGAGAUUGAUGUCUAAAUCAAGAUUUAUUCCACUAAAUAAUUGUGAAAAUACUGCCUAUUUUUACAUGUAUUUCCUUUUUCUCUGCUGGUUUUAAAACCAUUAGUGAUCACAUCCAUGCCUUUUAUGGUUGUUUCCGGCAUGGUUUGUGUGUCUGAAACAUUUUGGUGCAUUUUAUUGGGAACUAAGUUGAGAGAUGCGUUUUUAACUCACCUGAGCACAGCUUUUGUGAUCACCUUUUGUCUGUCGUGCAUAGUCGACAUUCACCUUGUUAUUUCUCUAGAGGCUACAUUUAUAUUCCGAUCUUCAUGAAACAUGGUCAGAAGAUUUGUUUUAAUGAUAUCUUGAAUGAGGUCAAAAAUGGUUGUGGUCUGUUGAAAAAUACAACCGCCAGGGGACAUGGGAUUUUUCCUUAUACAACAAUAGUAAAACCUUGUUUUGUUAACACUCUAGAGGCCAUAUUUAUUGUCCGAUCUUCAUGAAACUUGGUCUGAAGAUUUGUCCCAAUGAUAUGUUGGAUGAAUUUGAAAAUGGUUCUGGUUUGUUGAAAAACAUGCCCAACAGGGGGCGGGGCUUUUUUCCUUAUAUGGCUAUAAUAAAACCUUGUUUUGUUAACACUCUAGAGGCCACAUUUAUUGUCCGAUCAUCAUGAAACUUGUUCAGAAUAUUUGUUUUCAUGAUAUCUUGAACAAGUUUGAAAAAGGUUUUGGAUGAUUGAAAAACGCGGCUGCCACGGGGCUGGGCAUUUUUCUUAUAUGGCAAAAGUAAAACCCUGUUAACACUCUAAAAGUCACUGUUAUAGUUCAAUCUUCAUGAACUUUGGUCAGAACAUUUGUUCUAUUGAUAUCUUGCGCUGCGAAGAACAGGUCAAUUCCUUUAUUAUGCUCCCCAAAAAUUUAUUUUGGGGGGAGCAUAUAGUUGCCGCCUUGUCUUUCUGUCCGUGUGUGUGCCUGUCUGUCCGUCCGUGCACAUUUUUGUCCGGGCUUUUUCUCAGCAACUAAUGACCAGAAUUCAAUGAAACUUUAUGGGAAGCUUCACUACCAAGAGGAGAUAUGCAUAUUAUCAGCGGGUUCUGUUCGGAUGAUUUUUCACAGAGUUAUGCCCUUUGAAAUUUUCUAUAAAAAAAUUCUUGUCCCUCCAACUACUGUGUCCUCAAGCCAUUUCCUUUUAUCUGAAUAUAUAGUGCAAUAUUGUGACCAAAAAAAUUUGGGGAGCAUCACCCGUCUCCGACGGUUUCUUGUAUCUCAGGUGAGCGACUUUGAGCCUUUGAGGUCCUCUUGUUUACGGCGACACUGUACUGUGUCAAAAUCUGACGUCCAAAACCUUUUCUGCGGUGCUUGCAUUUUGGGGAAUAGGAUUUUCUAAGAAAUUGCAUGACAUAUCUUUUUUAUUCCAAUUUUUCGUCAGAAGACAUGUUCAUCUUUCUGUUAUUCUGUACUUCAACAAUCUGAAAAAAAGAAAAGGCAGGAUAAUUGCUUUAAAAGUUGGCUGUUUCAUAAUAAGACCCUAUGAAAAUAGAAUUGAUUCCACUUACCUUAAUGAAAAUCAGGAACUGGGUCUUCUGGGCCCACUUUUAUAGAAAAUCACUAUGUAGGUGUGUUAUUUUAUUGAUUGCAUUUGUUUUAGCUGGAAAACGUGAUAUAUAUAUAUCAUUAUGUAUCUUAAUGGGUUUUCUACUAUGUUUUAAGGAAAACAUAAUUUUUCAGGUAAAAAGAAGUGUAUAAAAUAGUAUGAAAACCAGACUUUUGCCGCUCACUGCAUAUCUGAUAGUGUUUUAAGAACCCUUUAACACGUCUAACAACUCAUUUUCAGCUCAUCUAUUUUUUGAAAAAAAAUUAUGAGCUAUUUUCAUCACCUUGGCAUUGGCGUCGGGGUUGGCGUCGGCGUCCGGUUAAGUUUUGCGUUUAGGUCCACUUUUCUCAGAAAGUAUCAAUGCUAUUGCAUUCAAACUUGGUACACUUACUAACUAUCAUGAGGGGACUGGGCAGGCAAAGUAAGAUAACUCUGGUGUGCAUUUUGACAGAAUUAUGUGCCCUUUUUAUACUUAGAAAAUUGAAAAUUUUGGUUAAGUUUUGCGUUUAGGUCCACUUUUCUCAGAAAGUAUCAAUGCUAUUGCAUUCAAACUUGGUACACUUACUUACUAUCAUGAGGGGACUGGGCAGGCAAAGUAAGAUAACUCUGGCGUGCAUUUUGACAGAAUUAUGUGCCCUUUUUAUACUUAGAAAAUUGAAAAUUUUGGUUAAGUUUUGUGUUUAGGUCCAUUUUAUUCCUUAAGUAUCAAAGCUAUUGCUUUCAUACUUGCAACACUUACUAACUAUCAUAAGGGGACUGUGCAGGCAAAGUAAUGUAACUCUGACUGGCAUUUUGACAGAAUUAUGUGCCCUUUUUAUACUUAGAAAAUUGAAAAUUUGGUUAAGUUUUGUGUUUAGGUCCACUUUAUUCCUACAGUAUCAAAGCUAUUGCUUUCAUACUUGCAACACUUAUUAACUAUCAUAAGGGGACCGUGCAGGCAAAGUUAUGUAACUCUGACUGGCAUUUGGACGGAAUUAUGGGCCCUUUUUACUUAGAAAAUUGAAAAUUUGGUUAAGAUUUGUGUUUUGGUCCACUUUACCCCUAAAGUAUCAUAGACAUUGCUUUCAUACUUGGAACACUCACAAACUAUCAUAAGGGUACAGUAAAAGGACAAGUUGCAUAACUCUUGUUGUCAUUGUUACGGAAUUAUGGCCCUUUUUUGACUUAGUAACUUUGAAUAUAUGGUUAAAUUUUGUGUUUCGAUCCACUUUACUUCUUAAGUAUCAAGGCUAUUGCUUUCAAACUUCAAAUACUUUCAUGCUAUCAUGAGGUUACUGUACCUGGCAAGUUGAAUUUUACCUUGACCUUUGAAUGACCUUGACUCUCAAGGUCAAAUUAUUAAAUUUUGCUAAAAUUGCCAUAACUUCUUUAUUUAUGAUUAGAUUUGAUUGAUACUUUGACAAAACUACUCUUACCUGACAUACCACAAUAGACUCCACCCAAACCAUCCCCCGUGCCCUCCCCCCCCCUAAUUUUUUUUUUUUUUUAAGAUCAUCUCACAAAAGACCUCCACACCCUCACACUAUACCCCACCCCCCCCCCAAUUUUUUUUUUUAAACAGUUAUGUUUGAAAUACCGUCCAACCAUCGCACCCAAAAACUCCCCCCCCCCCCUGAUUUAUUUUUAAUUAUUUUUUUUUUUCGCUUUUUUGGAAGAUAAUGUAAUAAAUGUCCACAACCCCACACUAUACACCCCUCUUCACUCCACCCCUCCCUCCUUUGUGAUUGAAAAUGAGAGUCCCUUCACCUUUAAAAAGAAAAUAGAUGAGCUGUCUGCACCCGCAAGGCGGUGCUCUUGUUAUCACUUUUGCAUGCAAACAAGUCUUUACGAGCUGUUAAUCUUGUCUGUUUAUUUGAUUAACAAGCUAAUUUUAGAUUGCUUCUUACAAAUCAAAGUACAGAAAACGCAAGCAAGAUGGCUUAUCAUGUGUCAUAAUUAAAUGUGUUGUUGGGGUAUUUUGUAAAUUAAAGUACUCUGUUGUAUGUUCCAACAUGCAGGGCUUGGUUUGAGGGAUAUUUUAUACAUGAACCUUUGCAGCUGGUCUGUUGUAUUUCUAUUACAAUUGACAUCAUGGCUUUGAUAAUAAAUAAAUUAUUAGAAAAAUGAAAGUUAUGUAUACAAGAGUGUGAGUUUUUCCCUUUGGUGCCAUAUUUGCAUUUUUAAAUUUUAGAACUUUUUUUCUCACAGCAGAGAAGUAAAUUUGUAUGCUUUUAUUUGUUAGUUAUGUAUGUGUGCUUAGAAAUUUUAAUAAAUAAACAUAUUCUUAUCAA